This is a messenger RNA of Uloborus diversus, 1833 nucleotides long. It is a transcript of the gene Gpat4, whose product is annotated as glycerol-3-phosphate acyltransferase 3-like. Gene Ontology annotation, molecular function: glycerol-3-phosphate O-acyltransferase activity. The record is from RefSeq and is a predicted model, not a curated record. The transcript has 15 exons. The coding region runs from base 325 to 1629 and encodes 434 amino acids. Gene Ontology annotation, biological process: triglyceride biosynthetic process. Lineage: Eukaryota; Metazoa; Arthropoda; Arachnida; Araneae; Uloboridae. Gene Ontology annotation, cellular component: endoplasmic reticulum.
AACCCAUAAGUGAAAUUGGCAAAUGAAGAAGAGAGAAAUCAUUCAUUUUGCGGUUCGUGUUUGUCUGGUUUUCAACCGUGCACCGAGCUUCAGCAAAAUUUAUUCAUUCAACGCGACGUAGUGUAAAACGUUUUUUAAUGAUGUUACUAUGUGUAUAAAUAACUUGUCAUGCUUUUUAAAUUCCGGAGUAUACUCGCUUAUUACCCUAUAAUCUCAUUUCAAUGAAAAAUAGCAUGAUUUCUACAUGAAUUCGAGAAGUUAAAUGUAUUAUUUGAACUGUGAUGAAAUUUAAAACUUUUUACUUAUUCGCACUUGUUUUCAAAGAUGGUGUUUGUAAUAAUAUUUAUACUAUUUGUUGCUUCUCUUGGACGGUCUUUGGGACUGCACGAUAACUAUGCAAAAUUUCUUCUAAAGCUCUUUGAGUUUUGUCAGAAAAAAAUUGAAAAAGCUGAAAAACGAGAAUCUAUUGCCAAUAAAGAUGAUAAAGAAAAGUUAGAAACGUGUAAUAACUGUAACUCAGUUAUUAGCAGAGAAGUUAAACUAGUGCCAGAGCCACACCCAGAGGGCUGCCUUUUGCCAUCAGAUAUAUCUGCAGCUCCUAAGGAAUUUCAUUUGAAAGAUAUCAGUGAUUUUAUUAAAGCUGGAGUAGAGGCAGUUAUUGAAGAUGAAGUUACUAGUCGAUUUGCAGCUGAAGAGCUUCCAGCUUGGAAUCUCCUGACAAGGACAAAUAAAAACUAUCAGUUUAUUAGUCUUCGGUUGACCUGCAUAUGGGGGAUCGGCUUUUUCCUCCGUUAUUGCAUUUUAUUCCCUCUCAGAUGUCUCAUAACAUUUUUUGGUGUGUGUUGGCUUCUUUUGUGUACGUCCAUUGUUGGUUGUUUACCAGAGGGCAGAUUUAAAAGAUGGCUCUACUGGCAUGUUAGUAUAUCAUGUUUUAGAGUUUUUGCUUGUGCAUGUUCUGCAAUUGUUACUUAUCACAAUAAAGAAAACAGAGCUGUAAAUGGAGGGAUUUGUGUCGCUAAUCAUACCUCUCCUAUAGAUGUAGUAAUACUAGCCAAUGAUAACAGUUAUGCACUAGUUGGCCAGAGCCAUGGAGGAUUUUUAGGUGUUUUGCAAAGAGGUCUUUCAAGGGCUACUUCCCACAUAUGGUUUGAGCGUAGCGAAAUAAAAGACAGAGAACUUGUAGCAAGAAGGUUACGAGGUCAUGUUGAAGAUGAUACAAAACUGCCUAUUUUGGUGUUCCCAGAAGGUACUUGCAUCAAUAACACGUCUGUUAUGAUGUUUAAAAAAGGGAGUUUCGAAGUUGGUGGCACAAUAUAUCCUGUAGCUAUUAAGUAUGAUCCCAGAUUUGGUGACCCAUAUUGGAAUAGCAGUAAACAAAGUUACAUGCAGUAUUUGCUCAUGAUGUUAACUAGCUGGGCUGUUGUUUGUGAUGUUUGGUAUCUUCCCCCGAUGUCUCGAAAGAGUGAUGAAAGUGCUGUUGAAUUUGCAAAUCGUGUAAAAGCAGAGAUUGCCAAGAAAGGAGGACUAGUAGAUCUGAUGUGGGAUGGACAGCUAAAAAGAAUGAAAGUAAAACAGGAAUGGAUUCAUGUCCAACAAAGAGAAUACAGCAAAAGAUUGAAGUUAGAGUGAAUUCCCAAACACAGUUUUAAACUACUAGCUAGUCGUUAUUGAAACCACCUGCAUUUCCAUUUGUAUACAGCCAUCUACUGAUAUUUUGUGAAACUCUUUUAUACAUUGCCUUUUAAAUUAUAUGUGCCAGUUUGUUUAUUGUGAUGUGUGUUUAUAAUAGAAUAUUUUAUAUUGGCUGUAUAAUAAAAAUGUUCAUAUAUGUGA